AUGCGACAGCUGCACCUACAUGUUAUCAGCCAGGAUUUUAAUUCAACACAUUUGAAGAACAAAAAACAUUGGAACUCCUUUAAUACUGAUUUCUUUCGAGACUCUGUCAAUGUAGUGGAGGAAGUCAGCAGUGAUGGAAAAGCAAUACUAAAAGAUGAUGAAGACCUUCAUGGAGUCGCGACGAUGUCACCCGGGUGUAGAAGUGCUCACCCGAACAUACCCCGAUUAAAAUGGCACAUUACUAACUCCACGUAG
Molecule: messenger RNA, 255 nt
Organism: Prunus armeniaca (apricot)
Lineage: Eukaryota; Viridiplantae; Streptophyta; Magnoliopsida; Rosales; Rosaceae
Source: the annotation of a GenBank genome assembly